Paramuricea clavata is the source of this 2085-nucleotide messenger RNA. The record is from the annotation of a GenBank genome assembly. NCBI's taxonomy places the organism in Eukaryota, Metazoa, Cnidaria, Anthozoa, Malacalcyonacea, Plexauridae.
AUGAUAUCAGUUUUACCAUGCGAAUUGAACGAAGACGAUACAUUUGAAGGUACUGAAUCGGGUGAGAUAUCGAUUGACACGCUUAAAAUGGUAAAUUAUGAACAAUGCUCAUCAUGUGUUAUGGAAAUUGAAACUGCAAUUGCAACACCUAUUAAAGAGGUGGAAACAGGUACUAAUCCAAAUUGCGGAACUGGAAUUACGGAGAAUCUUCAGGACUCGUUGAUCGAGGCCAAGAUGGAAAUACCUGCUGCAGAAACGGAUAUAGAUAUGGAUGCUGCAGAGGUAGAGCAGAUUAAUCACUUGUAUGAAGGGAUCAAAGAUCAAUCUAUAGCCGUUGUAAGUGUUUCUGAAUCCAAGGAACUGAAAAAAUUGGAUCAUUGCUUACAAAAGUAUAAAGAAUUGCUUGCCGAGAGGUCACCAUUAGCAAAAUUGUGGUGAUUGGAACCAGCAUCUAGUCGCAAAUACGAAAAUGUUGAAUCUAUUUCCUGCAACUGGCCACAUCAAGUAUGCAAAGAGUGCACCUGUAUUUGCAGCUGAUGCUGGAAUUACAAACAGACUACCCAUGGCUAUAUCAUUGCUUUGAAGAACAAGGAUUCCAUACAGUCCGCAGAAGCAAUCGCCUCUGGGCAGGGCUAUGGACGGAUCUUACUAUCGAACAGGUUAUGAUGAGAUCCAUCAAAAGCAGAGGAGGACUUACUAGAGGACGUCGUGUAACAAAGACUGUUCGCCUUCGGGGUACAUAUCCAUCGAAAUAUGGACAAUAUGAGCGCCGUAGAAGCAUCUAUUAAAAUAAAUGAUCAAGUGAGGUCUUUAGAUCAUCUACAUCCAGUAAUCAAAGUUGAUAAACAGAAAAUGAACAUCCGCCCAAAUCAUCUGUUUUAUCGAUCGCCUUAUAGCUAUUGCACAGAGAGAUGAAAACAUGACUCCAUACUUUGACUACGAGCUUACGGCAAUGCCAACUUCGCUAUUCAAUGACAAUUUUAUGCGUAAAUCGGUAAAAUCCCAACUAGCACGAACCCUCGAGAAAAGUGUUCAGUCCUAUGGAGAAAACCCGCAAGCCAUGCAUGUUCUCGAUUGCUGAGCCCCUACUCAUACAGUGAAAUGGCAGAAGAAGCUUACAUACAAAAACAUAGCGGUGCAAUAUGUAAACUAUGUGCGUACAAAAUAUCGCGACUGUUGUAUUGUGUUUGAUGGUUACGGACAGGGUCCGACAAUUAAAGAUCACGAGCACCAGCGAAGAAUUGGUAAAACAUGCGCUGAUAUUCAGCUCAGUGAAAAUAUAAAGGCUCACAGUGAUCAGCAGACCUUCCUCUCGAACAAGAAAAACAAAAGUCAGUUCAUCGCGUUUCCGAAUCGAUGCUUGGAAGCUGAUGGCCAGAUUUCGCAUAACAGCACGGGAGAUGCUGACACAUUGAUAGUGGAAACUGCUCUUCUAUUUGCAAGACAAGAAAGAGAAGUAAAAGUAGUAGCAGAUGACACGGAUGCACUUAUCCUCUUGAUGUACCACUGGAACGCGAAUAUGGCUGAUAUAUAUUUCCAUUCAGAGGUAAAGAGAUCAAAGAAAGGUUUGAAGGUGUGGAAAGUUCAAGACCUUGUUAGCAAAGCUGGCAAAGUUGUAACAUCCCAUUUCCUGUUUAUCCACGCAUGGAGUGGUUGCGACACCACAUCUGCAACAUAUGGGCAUGGCAAAACCAGUCUUUGAAGAAGAUGAAAGAAUCAGAAGAAUUGCAGUGGAUAUCUUUCUUUAUAACCGAUAAUGAGGCUACAGUAGAGCAGAUUGGCAAAGCAGGUCUCCGGUUAUACGUUAUCCUAUAUGGUGGCAGAGCAAAUGAUUAUUUGAACAGUCUGCGGUACUCUAAAUACAUGGAGAUGGUACUUACAAGAAAAACAUCAAUUGAUCCACAGAAGCUUCCACCUGCAGAGAGAGCAGAAUUUUAUCACAGUUUGCGGGUUCACUUGCAAGUUAUAACUUGGUUGAAGCUCACAAAUGAUUACCUGAAUCCGACACAAUGGGGUUGGAAACUUGCUGAUACAAUACAAACACCAGUUCUCACGGACUUGGAUGCACACCAGAAUGCUUAUUGA